UGUUUAUUUGAAUUAAAAUCAGAAGGGCUUCCGUUCUGCAGAUCCCAGAAUUUAAAAGGGUGGUAAAGUGUCCGAUGGGGGUGACAUAUCCUUUGGAAGUUCGGUACUGCGACAACUGCUCGCUGCCGACCGAGUAUUGCGAGUACUUUCCAGGACGGAUUAUGUGCAAUUCUUGGCUGUCCAACGGGAAAAGCUUAGGGAAGCAGGAAGAUGACAACUCGAGGAAAAAGGGAGUGAGGCGGAACUCGCAAAAACCGGAGGUAUGCCUCAGCUGGGCCCCGAGGGGGAAGCGAAAAUCCGUCACCGUCAUCACGGGACUUAGCAACUUCGGCGUAGACCUGAAAACCGCAUCAAGCUACUUCGGCUCCAGUCUGGCGACAGGGGCGUCGGUCACUGGGGAAGACGAGAUCGUCGUCCAGGGCGACGUGAAAGAGAAGAUCCGCAAGCUCAUACCGGCACGUUGGCCGGCCAUCACUUCAGACUUGAUCGGAGACUUGGGCUACCUCAGAAGAUAACGCCGAAUUAAUAUGCCUAGGCGGUAAAAUAACCCAAGUAUAGACCACUAUGCUGAAAUAGCAUUUCUUCUUCAAGAUUUGACGAUAAGGAUGUAAUUUUUCCACUUAUGAUAAUUGUAUGUCAACCCUUCAUAGAUGCUUAUAAAAAAUGUAUUUGUUGGUU
Messenger RNA from Cimex lectularius (bed bug), 678 nucleotides. RefSeq names its product density-regulated protein homolog. The transcript has 2 exons. Gene Ontology annotation, molecular function: mRNA binding; translation initiation factor activity. The coding region runs from base 75 to 515 and encodes 146 amino acids. The record is from RefSeq and is a predicted model, not a curated record. Gene Ontology annotation, biological process: formation of translation preinitiation complex; translation reinitiation. Lineage: Eukaryota; Metazoa; Arthropoda; Insecta; Hemiptera; Cimicidae.